CACCAUCAUCAUCAUGCCAGUUUGUGCCCUCCAUCUGCUCUCCCUACAUGUUCCGUUGGCUGGAUUCCUCUCCGCCCUAUCUUCUGCUCAGCUUGAGCCUCUUGUUGUUUCCCGUGUUGUCCGCUGGAUUAUUACACCCAAAGCUCUCUCAGUCGACCCUUUACUCAACAGCGAUAUACGCUGGGACUUGUUAUUAAUUAUUCCUUCUGCCGAUCCUCUUCCCGUCGAGCUGCAGUCUCUUGUUUGCAAGCAAUGGUCAAUCAAAAUUGGGGUGCCGUCGCGCUUAGUAAACGGAUUCACGGAGCGCAACAGAACUCUCCUUAAGCCGGACCGUAAUGGCAUUCCCCCGCUAACUGGUGCUCUGGACAAGCCACGCAUUGCAAUCUCGUCCCAAGACUUAGAGCUCACCGACGAGUUGCGGAACUGGGUGAAAGAGUUUGGCUCGGUGUCGGCUCCAGGUAGCGGUGCGGUGAGCAUGCUGAACCUGCUGGCUUUCGCGCCAGGCAAGAAGCAGGAAUACCUCAAGUACGGUGCUGAGUUUGCAAAAUCUAUCGGGGCAAGGAGAGGCGGCAAUGCUAAGGUGGUCGGAACGGUGGUAGAAGACGGAAAUGAAAAGGGCGCAGGCCUAAGACAAGGCGACAAUGUGUGGGAUGAAGUUGCUUUGGCGCAUUAUCCCAGUAUCUGGCAUUUUGCGGAUAUGAUUGCCAGCGAAGACUAUCAGGAAGCCAACCGCAGGUAUAGAGUGGGCAGUCUGAAGGACACGUUGAUUCUGUGCACGAGCGAGCUGGACCUGCCGCAGAAGGGAACUGGCCACUGGGCGAGACUGUAACAUACCUGGUCGAAAUAGGCAAGCGCAGGCCGACACACGAGCCCCCACCUACCUAAAACGUGUGAGGGUCC
Molecule: messenger RNA, 900 nt
Organism: Aplosporella prunicola CBS 121167
Lineage: Eukaryota; Fungi; Ascomycota; Dothideomycetes; Botryosphaeriales; Aplosporellaceae
Exons: 1
Coding region: 14-829 (271 amino acids)
Source: RefSeq, a predicted model, not a curated record